AUGGAUACAGAGUAUCCCGACAACAUCUACAAUCCCGUCGUACCCUUUUCACAGUUGUCUCCGGUGGAGAAGUAUAAUCUGUUGAAAUCGAAUGUCGAUGAAUUAAAGCUUAUUCAGGUGAAUGGUUUCGGGUUCUAUGGCAGUUCAACCUUUCUUGAUUUCGAUCGGAAUCGUGAUCAAUACGCAGAGGCUUCAAUAUUCCAACUCUUUGUUAACAGUGGGAUUGACUUCGAAAGGAAUCUGGAAUUGGGGAUUAGAUCAAUUGAUUUUGAUGAGUUGUUGAUGUCGGGUACUUGUUGA
Molecule: messenger RNA, 300 nt
Organism: Solanum verrucosum
Lineage: Eukaryota; Viridiplantae; Streptophyta; Magnoliopsida; Solanales; Solanaceae
Product: probable CCR4-associated factor 1 homolog 11
Exons: 2
Coding region: 1-300 (99 amino acids)
Cellular component (GO): P-body; CCR4-NOT complex; CCR4-NOT core complex
Molecular function (GO): poly(A)-specific ribonuclease activity; nucleic acid binding
Source: RefSeq, a predicted model, not a curated record